AUCCACAAAGUAUGUGACACAAAAAUUUAUCAUCUGGCUUUUAUUAUAAACGUUGAAAUACAUUUUUGCAAAAGAUGGAUUUUCAAAAAAUCCUCGAUAAACAUUAUUCUUGUCAUCAUUCUUUGAUGCAAAUCCUUACAACAUACAUUUUUUCAUCUCAAAUUCGUGGCAUUCUAUUGCGAUAUUCACCAGAAUCUGUUUCAUAUCUUGAAUCAACAUUUCUGGCUACAAAUCAAGAUUUAUCUUUGCUUAUAUCGAAUACGGCGAAACCUAAUCAUGAUAAUCAAAUGUUGAUAAGUUACAUUAAAAAAUUCAAUGAUUCAACUAAACAUUUAUCAGUGGAUGAGAAACCGUAUCUGAAUCUAUUCAACAAUUUAAUCGGUGUAAAAAUUGCUUCAAGAUUUGCAAAAAAUUGUAGUUUCUUCCAUUACAAUAAAACAUUGAAUUAUUUGUUUCUUGUAAAAGGAAAACAUUUCAAUUUUUAUUCUGGAAAUUCUGCAUCCAAAUCCAAAGGUGAUGAUUGGAAUGAAAUACGACCAUUGUAUCGGUCAAUAUUGGAUUCGGUUUUCGAUUAUCAACAAUUAAACAAUGACCCGUAUUGGAAAGAAUAUGAAUUUGAUAAACAACAAGAAAAACAUUAUAAAUUGUAUGCAAAAUUAUCACCAAUUAAUCGCGCCGACAUGUUUUAUUCACGACAAUCUUCUGGCCGAAUCCUACGGCGAUCUAGAAAUGAAUUUCCAUUUGUUGAUUUCAAUGAUGAUCAAACUGAGGAAUUGUUACGCAAAGCUUAUCAAGAUAUUUUCGGUGAUAAAGCUAAAUUUAUGACAAUUGAACAACAACCACAACAACAACAACAACAACAACAACAGUAUCAGAUUGAUGAAUAUUUAUUGAAAAUUUAUCGAAAUUUCAAAAAUACAAACAUUGAAAGUCUUUUAAGACAUUGUUGUCCAUUGUUGCCAUCUGAAUCGUGGACUGAUGACAUUAUUGAAAUGCGUACUUCAUCGAAACAAUUGUUUGGUUUCAUUUACGCUAUUUAUUACCGAAUCAUCCCCAUGGAAGUAAUGGGCAGUAGAAAAAAUUUUCGUAAUUUUAACAAAACUCUCAAGCAACUAUUUACCGCAUGUUCGAUAACUAAAUUUCGUCCAUGGGAUAUUAUCUACGGCAUUGAUGUUGCAAUGAUGAAACCGCUUUUCAAAGAUAUCUAUAAAAGUAUCAAUAUUUUCACACAAAAUGAAAUUGAAAUGCAAUUUCUUUGUUGGAUUUUCCGCGUGUUGAAACAAAUUAUUCGUUGUAAAUUUCAUAUUACGGAAAGCCGGUCAUUGAAAUAUUCAUUGCUCUUUUAUCGUUAUGAUUUAUGGGCCAAAUUUUCUAAUCAAACUAUUCGUCGAAAUAUCGAAGAAAAACAUUGGCAAUUGAUCGACUACAAACCCAUUGAGGAGACAAAAAUGCAAUGUAGUGAUUUAGACCAAUAUCUCCGUUAUUCAUCAUUACGUUUUAUACCGAAACGUAAAACACUGCGUCCAAUUACUAGACUUCGAUAUGCACGAAUUGCAGCCAAUCUGAAAUUCAAAAAGCAAGCAUCAACUUUUUCAGCAUUAUUGAAUUGUUUGAAUCAAAAUUAUUAUGACAAACAAAAUCAGUUGUCAGGAUCACUGUUAAAUCUGCAUCAGAAAUUUGUCAAUUUCAAACAGAAUGCAAAUCUUGCCAGUGGUAAUUAUUACGUAGUACGUGGUGAUUUUCGAAAUUGUUAUCCAUCAAUCAAUCUAAGCAAAUUGAUGACAAUCAUUAUGUUGGCCAUUGAAAAUAUGACUCGGCAAUGGAAAUGUAAACGGGUCAAAAUCGGAAACUAUUCAUUACCAGCAACAUUGCAUAUGCAGAGUGUGAAAUUGAUUCGUAAAAAAAGAAAUUACUUUCUUGAAAAAAUGAAAAUCAUUCUUUACGAUCCUAAAAGCGAUGAUGAUGAUUAUCGUAAUGAAAAGUUUAUUGUCCAACAACUUGGCUAUGUAAAUCUCAAUAAUUGGAUUAUCAAUGUUGAUCGUUCGGAAAAUAGCAGCAGUGGCAGUGGCAAUAACAACGCUUUUGGUACAGAAAAAAUUAUCUGUCUUCUAAAAGCUUAUUUGUAUAAAACAAUCAUACGGCUUGGACGUAAAAGUAAUUUGAGAUAUGAGAAAUACGGCAUCCGUCAAGGUGGACCAUUAUCCAAUGCCUUAUGUCGUAUAUAUCUCAAUUAUAUUUGGACCGAUGCGUUCCGGAAACAAUCAUUCACUAUUGAUAAGAAUGAUUUAUUUCAAACUUUUGCCGAUGAUUUCAUAUUCAUGACGACUUCGAUGGAAAAAGCGAAAAAUUUUCUUGAAAUUUUGAAAUUAAUUUCCAAAAACUUUCAUCUUCACAUAAAUGAUGAAAAACUUUUCAUCAAUUUUGAUGAUAAUGAAUUGAAAGAAAAUUAUAAAGUCCAAUUCCUCGGUAGAAAAUUGACUUUCAGUCCUGAACUUGGGUUCGGCAUUGAUUUCAAUUCAUUUGCUGGCCAAUCAAUUUUGAAUACGUUCAAUGCGAAUCCAAUGGCACCAUUGUUAGUUGAAAUGAAACUAUUAAUAGGAAAUAUGCAUCUUCAUUGUUAUCCCGAACUUUUUGAUUGUCAAUUAAAUCCCGUGAAUGCGGUUAUCGACAAUAUUUUUCAACGAAUCUUAUUGCAAGCAAUGAAAUUGGCAAGUCUUGUUUCGAAAAAAUCAACAACAAUUCAUUUAGCGUCAAAUAUCCUGAAAUUCAUCUAUCAUCUAGCCAGACGUCUAUUUCAAUGGAUAAAAAAUUGUAAAAUUCAAUUUCAUUUAACGGAAAUUCAAAUACAUUGGAUAUCGGCUGAAGCCGUCAGAUUAUUAUGGCAAACCAAAAUGAAACAUCGAACCAAAGUAGAACAUUCAUUUAUUAAAAAGUAUUGUCGAAUUUUACAUCAACAAAGCUGUUGUGAUUCUGGCCAAAAAAUCAAUCUCACUGGUGAUGUUGGUUAUCAAUUUCCAAAAGAAAUGUUUUUUCCAUUUGAUCAAAUCAAACUUAGAUAAUUGUGAAAAAUUUUAAAAAAUUCCCGAAAACUUUCUUACAUAUUAUUAUAAUUAAAAUUUCUGUAAAUUUUCUCAUUACACAUGUUUGUGAACAUGUGGUAU
Messenger RNA from Dermatophagoides farinae (American house dust mite), 3161 nucleotides. Lineage: Eukaryota; Metazoa; Arthropoda; Arachnida; Sarcoptiformes; Pyroglyphidae. The record is from RefSeq and is a predicted model, not a curated record.